AUGGAUUUCGCGGUGAGGAUGCGCAAUGCGCUGAUUGCGUCAACACGAGGCUACUUCGCCACGACCUCGGAUGUGAUCGUGAGCGAGUACGACGUGGCCUAUUACUCGGGGGAGGACUUCUUUGAUCGGAAGCACCGACUCAACGUGCACUACCACGCCUCCCCAGCCGCGCCACCGGCCACGUCGCCGACAGAGGAGGACCAGUCGCCGCCGACCGAGGAGCCUUCUGGGGACGAGCUUCGGCCCAAACCAAAGAAACUGCCCGUGGUGGUGUUCAUUCACGGUGGUGGCUGGAAGCGAGGCGAUCGCAACUACAUCUUCGACGCCUACAACAACUUUGGCAAGGCCAUUGCUGCGGAAGGGUUUGUCGUUGUGGUGCCUUCCUACCGGCUUUCGAUUGCUGUAGACGGAGGUGUGCAGCACCCCAAGCACUGGGUGAAGGAUAACAUCGGUCGCUACAACGGAGACGAAGAUAUGAUCUUCCUCAGUGGGCACUCUGCCGGAGGCCACCUGGCCGCUUUGCUGGCCCUCGACACUCACUACAUGGCAGACGUGGGCCUGGAGCCAGAGUUGGUCAAGGGCGUUGUCGGCAUCUGUGGCGUGUACGAUCUGGUCACGGGUUACACCCGAUUCUUGCUUCGAAACCUGUACCUGGCCGAUGCGUUCGGACACGACCAAGCCGUCCUCCGGGAGGCCUCGCCCGUGCACCACGCACGAAGCAACGCGCCGCCCUUCAUGCUCUUCAACGCCGCCAUGGACUUUGGCUUGGAGGACGACUCGCUGCGCCUGCGGGCGGAGCUGGCGGCUCGUGACGGCUCCGUGGCGCAUCGAUCCUUCCCGGGCACCGACCACGGCUCCAUCAUCGGCCUCGGCCCCGCCUGGGGCAGACCCUACGCGCCGCUCGUCCGAGAGACCUGCGCCUGGCUCAAUAAGCAGAUCGCCGCCAUCACGGAUGACCGCGAGACGAAGAACGAUCUCCGCACCGAGGACGAGGAGCAGAAGCAACAGCGCGCCGAGGCCGACGAGGGCGAGGGGUCACCGGCAGAGGCCCACGAAGGCAGCCGAUCGGAGGCCGACGUCAUGGUGCUGCGCGCCUAUGGCUGGGAGUGA
Messenger RNA from Acanthamoeba castellanii str. Neff, 1110 nucleotides. Its product is annotated as alpha/beta hydrolase domain containing protein. The record is from RefSeq and is a predicted model, not a curated record. The transcript is spliced from 5 exons. Bases 1 to 1110 code for a protein of 369 amino acids. NCBI's taxonomy places the organism in Eukaryota, Discosea, Longamoebia, Acanthamoebidae.